AUGAAAACUCGGCGCCAAAAAUCCGAAGAAUAUCCAACAACUACAGAUUUAACGCAACAAACACGUGCAAUUUUCGAAAAUCCUGGUUCUGAUAUCGAUCCAAUUGAAAUAACUUCAGAUUCUGAAGCAGAACAAGAAAUUAACUCAUUAGAAAAAAAACUAGAUAAAGGAGUCGAAUGGGAUGAACAGCAAAAUGCCCUAAUUCGUAUCAUGGGUUUAAUUAAUGGCGGUGCACUUCAAUAUGAAUCUUUCUACAAAGGAUUAAAUCGUCUAUCUCUCGGUAUCAUUCAAACAGCAUUGGAUUUGCGAAGCGCUCUUGUUAAAAACGCAUGUCUAUGCAUCGCACUAAUUGCAAUGAAAGUAGGUCAAGAAAUUGAUUUAGUAGGUGAUUUCAUUUCGUCUUUGAUAUCGAGAGUUUCACACGGUACACAGAUUAUUGCAGAGAGUAGCUAUUAUGCUAUUAUUACUAUUGCUAAAUUUUGUCCUUCCCGGAGAGUAAUGCUAUCUAUUUUUGAUAUUACGAAGUCAAAAGGAUCUGCAAUGAAAGAAUGUGCUGCAGAAGCACUAAAACAAACAAUUAUCAGAUGGAAUAUCGAAAUUCUUUCAAAAUAUUCAAAACAAAUCGAAGAUACUAUUUCAAAAUUAAUCUCUGAUGCGAACUCUUUAGUCCGACAGAAAGCCCGCGAAACAGUACUAGCACUCCAAACAGCAUUACCCAAAUCUGCUGAUAUUAUACUUUCUAAUUGCGAUGCCAGAACGAAGAAAUCGAUUUCUCAAGAGACAAUUGAAACAUGCGACGAAAGAAUAGGUUCUGUUGAAAAGAGGAAGCGCGCUCCCAGCGUUGCAUCUACUACACGUUCUGAUUUAUCAUCAAGAGAGCAUAGAGCUCCAUCUUUACAACCAAAACGAACAACAACGAGUCAACAAGCCAGAAAAGACACGAAUUUCAAUACUACGACAUUUGGAAAGCGUCUAGAAAGUCGUGCCGACGAUAGAGCAAGUACUAUGUCAACACCUACAACAAGAAAGAAAACAAAUGAAACUCCUUUGUCUUCCCGACGUCAAAAAGAAGAAAAGGAGUUGGAAACAACGGCCAAAACGCAGAGAUCCGAAUCUGUUGGAUCAAGAAUGCGUCAUAAUGCAUCAUCAAUUUCAGAAAAGCCAAAGAAAAACCAGGAAGAUGAAGUUAUUCCUCCCAUUAAAAAACAAAAAAGUGACACAAGGAUAGGAAUGCGAAAAACCAAAGAAAUUGAUGAAAAGCCAAAGACAGCUAUAAAGAAAUCAGCAGAAGAACAAUCCCCAAGACGUCCAAAGACAUACGCACCUCAUGAAUAUGAUGAUUAUAACUUUAUGGAAACAAGAACAAGUGAUUUAAGUGUUUUUAAUAAAGUUACUGAAAAUUUAACAUCACAAGAUUAUAGACCAGAAUCGAGACUUAGUCCUCGAUCUCAACAGAAUCCUUCUGUAUUUGACCGACCACAGGCAAGUCAUUCAAGCGCAUCAAAUAGGAAAAGUAAACCUCACAAUUCCGAAAAAUUUGAAAGUCGCCGUCAAGAACCCGAAAACAACGAUCACUUGCUCGAAGGCGAAGAACCAAUGUUCCUAGAGACUCUUCAGGGUGAUAUCGAUGAUGGGCGCGUUCAAGAACUCAAAUCCAACAUCAAAUUUGUUGUUGAUGGUUGUUUACAAUGUUGCUCAUCGAAUUCGGCUCUUAUAUCAUCCCAAGCAUUGACGGCAAUGAAAUCAUUAGUCACUGCAUUCCCAUCUUACUUCACCGGCCAAAUUCUAGAGCGAUUACUUGAUGUUUUGACAGAAUCAAUCACUGUUGGAAAUCCAAGAUCAUCAAAUGCUGCUCAGCAAUUGUUCAUGGCAUUGCCACAAGCAUUAGAUAUCAACGAAGUCAUAAAUGUCGCCUUGAAACAAGUCCCUUCCCUAUCAAUCACCUUGCUGUUGGCAAACCUCGUAAGCCAAGGAGCGAAUAUCAGCGCACAAAGAACAAGCCACAGACUGUUAAAUCAUGCCUUCAAAACACAUAAUCUUGGAGACGUAAAAGACAGAAAUACUGCAGGAAUGAUAGUGCAAAAUGUCUACAAAGCGAACAAAGAAAGCGUGCUGAGGUUUAUUGAAGGGUUGAGGGAAACACAACAGAAGCAAUUCCAUGAUUUCGCAGCUCCUUUCAUUCCCGAAUUAGUCAAUAAAUUUGACAUGGAAAUACCAAAAUUUUCUGAGAAAAAUUUGGCAGAAUUUUUGCCGAAAAUGGAAGAAAUUCUCAAGACAUCGAGUGGAGAAACAUGGAAUACUAUUCGUACUAAGUAUCUCCAUGAGCUGAAUACUGCUUUGAUCAAGUCAAAAGAAGUUGAAUUAAUUAUGAAAUUAAUUCAACAAACAUUCCAGCAGAGAGGUUGUCAAGACUUCGAAAUAGUUGUCCCUGGCUUACUAACUCAAGCUCAUGGUCCUGUUAAUACGAAAAACGCUGAUGCAGCAUUAAGAUUAGUAAUGAAAGUUUUGAAGCCAUCGGAUGUCUUUGAUUGCAUCAAGACUUACAUGGGAUCAUCAGAUAUGGCUAUAUCUAAAGCAGCCAUUGACUUUUGCACAAGAUCAUUUCCGAAAUUGGACAAAAGUAUUGUUGAAAACGUUGUUGAUUCAUUGAUUCCUGAUCUAUCUAAGUGCUUCGAAUCACCAGCCCCUGAAGUCCGUAAAUCUGUUGUAAUGUGCUUCGUCGAGUUAUGUAUCGUGUUGGGUAAGGAACAAAUUGAUAAAAGGAUAACUCAUUUGUCUAAGGCUCAACAAAAGCUUAUUUUGAUUUACUAUCAACGCAAGACCGGAAAUUAA
Molecule: messenger RNA, 2832 nt
Organism: Trichomonas vaginalis G3
Lineage: Eukaryota; Parabasalia; Trichomonadida; Trichomonadidae
Product: microtubule binding CLASP family
Exons: 1
Coding region: 1-2832 (943 amino acids)
Biological process (GO): microtubule cytoskeleton organization
Cellular component (GO): cytoplasmic microtubule
Molecular function (GO): microtubule binding
Source: RefSeq, a predicted model, not a curated record